Molecule: messenger RNA, 2635 nt
Organism: Spodoptera exigua (beet armyworm)
Lineage: Eukaryota; Metazoa; Arthropoda; Insecta; Lepidoptera; Noctuidae
Source: the annotation of a GenBank genome assembly
CGCGAAGCGCGCCAGACGCACGCGCGAGUUCGGCCGUUGCGUUUUUACGCGGGAAAUAUUUACGUCAUUGUUUACGUGAACUAUAGACAAUACUGCAUGAAUGAAUAUCGAUAAAAAAUAAUAUAAUUACCAUGGAUUACAAAAUGGAGAUUGUUGCGCUGCUUUUAUGCGUUAUACCUGCGUUUGUCGCACCAAUCACAAUCACACCAAAUGGAAACAGUCCCGAAAUCAAAAUGGUUGGAGGAAUGUCGAUGGACGUGCAGCCAGAUUUCGUACCAAUGGAAUCAAAAAUAGAAGAAAUUGCUGUAAGAACAAACCGUGGUAAAAAGCAAAAACCACAAGCUAAUAAUAACUCUACGAAGUUGUCGAUCAACGAAAGAUACAGGAGGUUGAUACCUUAUAUGACAUUCUACUAUGCCAAUGACUUGGCGGCACCGGUAACGGAUAAUGUAAAGGACGUUGAGGUAGAAAAAGCACAAAUACUCGAGGCUAGUGGCAUAAAUCAUGCCAAUCACCGAGAGCCGAAGAAAAUUUUUUAUCCGAAUAGAAACAUUCCCAGAUAUCAAGGAAACAGAUUAACUCAACACAACAUUGCGUCUGCAAAUCCAACAAAAAUCUAUUACAAAGGAGGUGUACCUGUUUACCACACUUCCAGCAAAAUAUCUCCAAAUUACAAUCCCUUAUUGUCGGAAUUUAAUAAUGGAGUUUUGCGCAAUGAAUAUGAAAACGUCAGGUUGGUUCACAAGCAAAUACCGAAAUCCCAGGGCAUAGCGUUCGUACCGACUACCAGAAAACCUUAUCUUAAUUUAUACAAUGAAGAUUCGCCCAACGUUCGCUAUUACUUGUCGGAGAAACCGAAAUAUAAAUUGGUUCCUUAUGAACAAACUCCUCCCGUUAAAGUACCCGAAAAUGAGAACGUUUAUGACAUAACAAAAAAACAAGUUCCUGUGUUAAUACCUAAAGAGCAUGUUUAUGUGAAGCCAAGACCGGCCAGACCUCAUUAUGUUUACGACAACGUUGAUGUUCAACAGCAAACUAUCAGGAAGCAACCAUCGAUUGUUUCUGAAAGUUAUUAUGAGAAACAACGUCCACAACUCUUGCUAGCUCAACCCAUUGUACAAAGCGGGUUCAAGCCAAUACUUAACUCACCACAAUAUUCUAAGGAACCUGCAACUUUCACAACUAGUGUACCUGACAUUGAUCACGAUUUUGAAAAUCAGAAAUACAACGAUGCACGUUUACAGGCACCGCAAAAUGAGAACCAUGAAGACAUAAAGCCUCAUUAUUAUCAGUAUGUAGUUGACCAAGCCCCUACAUACAAACCUCCACAAUCAACAUCUAAUACAGCUCCACUUGCGUCUCUGUUGAAUUCACUUCAACUGAAUAAAUCUAUUCCAAAGCCCAUUACAAAAGAAAAUGUGGGUGCGUCCAUUAGGACUUUACUACAAGUGCUAAAUGUUUUGAAAGCCGUACCGCAACCAAACAAUGGAGAUGUCCCGGUUCUAAGCACCCCCAAACCAUUUGUGCCAUCAGAACAAGUUAAAGUAUCAACACCUACUGUUGAUGCUCAAUCGGAUCCAGAACCUGAGCAGCCAACAUUACCGGAAGCUGAAUUUCCCGAAGAACCAUAUCUUGCGCCCGUGAAUACUCCUUCCCAACAACUUGAUGAGUUAACACCUGGCGUUGGAAGCAGUCAGCAUUUCCCAUUGCAGCAGGCAUCUGACGAUGAAGGAGGUACACCAGGAAGGCCAGGCAUUGACUACCCCAUACUUACCACGAUCCCAACCACCAGCUUCGACUGCAAGACGCAGCGGUACAAAGGCUUCUUUGCAGAUCCUGAGACACGUUGUCAGGUAUGGCAUUACUGUGACCUGAAUGGUGGACAAGCGUCGUUCCUGUGUCCGAACGGGACAAUAUUCUCCCAGGCGGGACUCACCUGCGACUGGUGGUUCAACGUGCGUUGCGCUACCACCACUCAGCUUUACGUAUUGAACGAGAGUUUAUACAAAUACAUCCUGCCGCAUUCGCCCAAGUUCCCUGAGGAUUAUAGCGGACCACUGGUUGAUAAAUACCUGACCCUUAAAUUCAAAGAAAUGGAGGAAGAAUUCAAAAAGAACAAAAAUAAGCAGAGUGCUGCUGAAAAGAGUGAUUCAGACGAAGAAGAAUCGGAAGACUCUGGUGAAAGCUCAGCUGAGAAGGAGGAUUCUAGAGAGAAAGAGGACACUGAAGUUAGUAAAGAUGGCGGAAGUUCAGUUAGUCCAGGUGCCAGUGUCAUUGUAGACUCUCCUGGUGAAAGCGGUAAAGUCGAAAGGCUACAAGAGUAAACCUAAUUUAUUUAUUAUAAGUAAAUAAUUAUCUAUACGUCCCUCCGACAUUCCAGUAAGUGUUUCGAAACACAUUGGCCCCAUUUUAAAUGACUAUCAGCUCAAACGGGGACGACUCCAGAUAUUUGUGUAAAUUAGUGCAAUGAAUUAAUUAAUUAAUAUUGUAGACAAUGUGUCACAUUUAUAACACAAGAAGUCGUUGAAGUUAGAGACAAUAUAAUAUUUCCAAAAAAUACAAAAUGUAAGUGGAAUUGUAAAGGGAACCUCCGAAAAUAUUACUACUAAGAGGGAGUAAAGUAAAACAAUAACUG